AUGUCAUAUCUUUUGAGACAAACCGUAUCUGGACGAUAUGCUCCUAAUCAAGAAGAACAUUACCCGAGUCGAUUAUCUUCUACUCGCAGAGAAGAUUCUUUUUCAGAGUUAUCUGUUCCAGAUUCGCCACCCCCACCUUACCCAGGUCUAGGAAUAUCAGAUUCGUUUACAAUAGCUCCAGAAG
Messenger RNA from Dentiscutata erythropus, 184 nucleotides. Lineage: Eukaryota; Fungi; Glomeromycota; Glomeromycetes; Diversisporales; Gigasporaceae. The record is from the annotation of a GenBank genome assembly.